Molecule: messenger RNA, 1526 nt
Organism: Gambusia affinis (western mosquitofish)
Lineage: Eukaryota; Metazoa; Chordata; Actinopteri; Cyprinodontiformes; Poeciliidae
Exons: 3
Coding region: 1-1302 (433 amino acids)
Molecular function (GO): zinc ion binding; nucleic acid binding
Source: RefSeq, a predicted model, not a curated record
AUGAACAAGAGAGAAAAAGAUUUGCCGCACAGCCGCUGGUCAAGGCUUGUUUUUGAUGGUGAUCACAUGAUCAAGACAAAGUUUUUAGGUCAUCUCCGAUUGCAAGGGCUGAAAGAGACAAUUUUGACGAAACCCCCCGAUGAAGACGAUGAAGAAGAAGACGCAAAGAAAAACGCUGAGGCUUAUGCAGAGCUCAUUCAGUUUUUGGAUGACAAAAGUCUAGCACUCGUCAUGCAUGAUGCAGCAGACGACGGACGUGCAGCGCUUGGAAUCCUGCGGGCACAUUACGCCGGCAAAGGAAAGCCCAGAGUGAUUAACCUGUAUACCGAGCUGACGUCACUGCAGAAAUCACCCUGUGAGACAGUGACGGAGUACAUCAUCAGAGCUGAGACCGCAAUCACCGCGUUAAGGAGUGCAGGUGAGGAGCUGAGCGAUGGACUUUUGAUCGCCAUGGUCUUGAAAGGACUUCCAGGGAUAUUUAAGCCAUUUGCUAUUUAUAUCACUCAAAGUGAAGAAGGUGAGAGCUUGACUUUUGCAGAGUUUAAGACAAAACUUAGAAGUUUUGAAGACAUUGAAAAUAUGCGUGCCACAGUAUCUGAGGACAAUGUGAUGAAAGCUAAGGCACAUUUUGGCACGAAAUGCGCACCAAGAGGUGCAAAUGAUCCUGGAGAAGGAAGUUCUGACAUUGUGUGUUUUAAAUGUGGAGGUAAAGGGCACAUAAGCAGAAACUGCCAGCGAAAGCAAUGGUGCAGUUACUGUAAGAAUAACAGUCACAGCAACGCAACCUGCAGACGGAGAAAACAACGAGACAACGCAAGGAAAGUAGCCGAAGAGACGGGCGGCGACAAAGAGUUUGCUUUCCGGGUGAGCGACGCUGACACACGAGUGGACGACAUCAACAGGAGAGGUCUGAUGGUGGACGCUGGUGCGACAUCACACAUAAUCACCGACAUCAGGAAGUUUCGGAAGCUUGAUGGGAGUUUCCAGGCCAAGACGCACUGCAUGGAAUUAGCAGAUGGAUCCAGGUGUCUUGGGGUUGCUAAGCAACGAGGAGACGCGGAAGUGUGUUUGAUUGACAGUAGAGGUCGACGUCUUAAAACGGUGCUGAGGAACGCCUUAUACAUCCCUUCAUAUCCGCAAGACAUCUUCUCAGUGAAAGCUGCAACAUCCAGCGGAGCAACGGUGAUCUUCAAAGAAGGAAAAAACGUUCUUCUCAGAGGCAAUACCAAGUUCCCCAUUCACGGUGUGUCCUUCAAACAAAGGAGGUUCAACACGAAAGCCACAACCUGUAUCCUCCUCUGACUGAUGCCUUUGUAUGAAGAAUUUCUCUGAGAAUUUGUAACAUCUCUGUAAACGAUGGCUUCAGCUAAAGGAUACGAGGAGCAAACAGGAGAACCCAGCUGAACCUUAUGGUUGAUCACAUGAUCAAUAACUAAUAGCACAUCUGACCCCCAUAAGACUGAAUGCUGCAAUUUUAUUAAAUGGUGUUGCAAUAAAGUAUUAGUUUAGGGGAUGCAAACAUUGGU